AUGAAAUCAUUUGUUUCGUUUAAAGAUAAGAAUCAUUCUAAAAGUGGUGUAACCAGUCCACUAGCUAACGAGGACGAAUUGUUUUCUGGCUCUGUCAUUUACAAUAUCAAACGUCUACUUUGUAUACCUGACACAGACCCUGCAGUUCAUCAGAGCAAAUAUCCAUUUUUAAUGCAGUCACUAAAUACGGGUGACAUGCCACUUAUUGCUCCCUUAAGUGAUCGAUGUGGAUUUAUUCUCAAGUAUAGUGCCCGAGUAGUAAAUACACUGUAUUCUUGUUCCCGUCUCCAAUUACCACUUAGCAUAUCUCCGUCGGCGAUUUGA
Fraxinus pennsylvanica is the source of this 324-nucleotide messenger RNA. The record is from the annotation of a GenBank genome assembly. NCBI's taxonomy places the organism in Eukaryota, Viridiplantae, Streptophyta, Magnoliopsida, Lamiales, Oleaceae.